This is a messenger RNA of Arabis nemorensis, 1059 nucleotides long. NCBI's taxonomy places the organism in Eukaryota, Viridiplantae, Streptophyta, Magnoliopsida, Brassicales, Brassicaceae. The record is from the annotation of a GenBank genome assembly.
AUGGCUCUUCCGUUCGGGAAGCUUACCAUCCUCAUCGGUGCAGGUCUUGUUGGGUCAGUGCUUGCUAAAGAAAGUGGCUUUUCAGAUGUAUCGAACAUGGUCACAGGUGCUUUGAAGAUUGUAUUUAGGCAACUGAAACAAGAAGAACCUGCCAAAUCAGUGAGCAAACCCCGCAAUGAUAUACUUAUGGCCCAGGUUAACAGUCUUAGGAAUGAAUUGCAGUUGCUGUCUUCAAGCAGACCGAUCACUAUUGUUACGACAGCAGGAUCAGGUGGGAGAAAGUAUGGUUUAAUCAUUAUAAUUGGGGUGAUAGGCUACGGAUAUGUAUGGUGGAAGGGCUGGAAACUUCCAGAUUUUAUGUUUGCAACAAGACGCAGUUUAUCAGAUGCAUGUAAUAAUGUUGGCAACCAGAUCGAUGGUUUCUACUCAUCGCUCUCGGGUACAAAACGGGAGUUAAGUUCAAAAAUUGACAGGAUGGGUCGUACUUUGGAUGCAAAUACAGAAAUUAUUCAAGAAACAGGACGAGAGGUGGAUGAACUACGGGAUGGUACAGCAAACAUGAAGGUUGACGUUAGGUCUGUUUUCGAUGCUGUUGAAACUCUGGCAAGCAAAGUCUACCGCAUUGAGGGAAAUCAGGAUAUCACGCUUAAAGGAGUUGUGGCUCUGAAUGCUCAGUGUCAGGAGAACAGAAGAAUUCAAGAAUUCAAUCAGGCUUUGCCAUCAACUUCAUCAGUGCCAGCCAUUGAGCAAGCUCCUAUGACACCAUCGUCAAGGACUCUGUCUUUGCCUCCUGUUUCUCCCCGUGAAUCCCUGGCUCCAUCAACCCCUAAUGGAGCUCAACAGUCGCAUGGUGCACUUCAGCACACUCAAUCUAUGUCUGGUUUGAAGGACAUAAGUGAAAGCUCUAGCAGCCGCGAGACUAUAUCAAAUGGAACACAUUCUGGAGAAGCCAUGGGAAACACGAGUUCAGGCCUGUUUAGUAUGUUCUCAAUACCAAGAAUAGGGAGGACUCGUAGUGCGGUCAACGCAGUGCCUGCAAAAUCGACUGGACCCCAAUAG